Molecule: messenger RNA, 4701 nt
Organism: Acanthaster planci (crown-of-thorns starfish)
Lineage: Eukaryota; Metazoa; Echinodermata; Asteroidea; Valvatida; Acanthasteridae
Product: alpha-1D adrenergic receptor-like
Biological process (GO): G protein-coupled receptor signaling pathway
Cellular component (GO): membrane
Molecular function (GO): G protein-coupled receptor activity
Source: RefSeq, a predicted model, not a curated record
UUUAAAACCAAUUUAACCGAAAAGAGAUGCCAAUUCGCUUACAAUGAAGAUGAGUAGGCUAGCUUAUCACAUUUCACAAAACCUUCAAUCCUGGAUAUCCCCAUGACAAGGUUAUAUGGCAGACUUACCAAACCACCUUUCCGUAAACUAAACUCCAGAUGGAUUUUUUUUACCUUGCAUGCCUACACCCGAAUAAUGAAUUAGCAGGCAGUACAAUUAACUUGAAAGAUCUCCAGUUACACGAAGCCUAACAUCAAUUACCGGUAUCAGACACGACCAAAGCCGUCCCUACUCAUGCACUAAUAAGUCGAGGACUGUGCGACGGCUUCUGUUCUGUGGCUUACUGCCACAGAAUGCUAUCUAAGGAAACAAAUCGUAAACAGAGUUCUCUUAAAUGCGAGAUUUUUAAUGACAUACACAACACUUCCUUAAGUCUCUUGUUCAAAUGUAUGUGGUAAUUUAGAGGGCUCUGUACGUUUAAGCACCCCAUUACUUGCCACACACCCUAAAUAAUUCGGUCUAAUCACAAACGGACCUUGCCUCGCGUUUUCAGACUAAGACAACAACACCCUUCCAAAUCUGAAAGAAUUUUUAGUCGACUGAAACAUAUUCUACCUGGUGACUUUCUAGGUUGGUCUCGGUUUCGUCUUCACAACAGUUCUUAGUCCAAACAAAAGCACAAACGGUCUAAAAACAACCACGAUGAACGUAUUAGCUUUCCAUAAUGUGGCAUUUGCCAUCACUUACAGAAUGAAACUUCAUGGGGUUAAGUGGAGGUCUAUAACAAAUGUAGUCUUGAAAACAGAAGUCAAUUGUUAUAAUCGGACUAUAAAACGGAAUUACAGGCAAUAGCAAGAAAUUGCGCGUGGCCUAGAAAUCGUAGAAUGCACUGAAAAGAACAGACUUCCGUAAAUAAUGUAAAUUUCCAUAAGCGGACCGUGUGAGGGCUUCGGAAACUUGCUGCGUGACCGUUUACUUUCAUGCUCUAUAUUGACAACAAUUGCCGAAAAUGUACCAUGAAGACGAUUCGUUAAUUGUUCACGAAUACUGGGUAAAAUUUGCUUCAGUCAGAGUGAACAGAUGCAUAGACACUCGUAACGGGGGUGCAUGGUAUCCCUUGGGCAGUUUGUGCUUUUUGAGUAAAAAAAUACACUACCCAAAAUUACUUGGAAUUGCUAAAAGAUAUCUCUGAUGUUAUCAGAGAUAUCUCUAUUUCUAUCUAAACGAUAUCUCUGUUUGUUUUUGUAAGCCAAUAGGAUACAAAUUAUGAAUGUUUAUGAGUGCAAUGUUAAGAAUAAUUUCAUAAGGUGACAGAUGAAAUGUUCCCUUCCAGCUGCCACUGCCUUUACAAUCUUGUGGAGAUAAUAAAAUUAUUAAAUAUUUGUAUAAACUGCUUAUUGGAAAUGCAAAUUCAAUACUGUUUUUGCAAAAUGUGCAUUUUGUGGCAGACAUUAUUGCCAUCCAAGACUUAGUUUUUUGCAAACUUUGGCCGUCCAUACAAAAUGGCGGUCAAUUAAUGUUUGUAAACAAAAGAUCGACAGGCCUGAUGAACCAAAUCUCAGAUCGUACUCAGAAGUCUCAACUUAACCUUUAAAAUGUCAAGUAAAUGCUUACAUAGUGAAUAAAUAUCUGGUGUAUAAAAUUUCUUUCCUUUGUGUCUUUGAACUAGCUGGGCACACCUUUUUCCAAACAGGAUUGACGGUACACACUUAAACCACAACCCGGAAAUGAACCGGAAUAUUACUGCGUAAUUGACUGAUCCAAAGCAGAACGUUCGUUUCACUCGUAUCAACUUUCCAUCAAGCAACCAAGCAAUGACGAUAGGUACAUCUACAUACAGUUUUGUGAGGAGGCAAGUGUCACGAAAGAUUGGAGGUGGUUUUGUGUGAUCCCAGGUCAUCGGGUAUAAACAAAAUCUUGUAGCUGUUUGAAGAAAUUGGAAACCACUAACGGCCAUCAGCUUGCAUGGUUGGAUAGAUCAUUGGGUACGAGCGAACGUAUAUCAAGGUGUCCAUGCAGUUCCUGCAGUACAUGCCAAACCACAAAGAGGAACAUUAAGUAUUAGUCAUCUGUGCAAAUUUCCAAGCAUCAGGACUGUCAAUAUUUCCUGCGCUCGUCGACUGCCAGAGAAAUUCGCUUUUACACCCAUUCAACGAGUUUUAAGCCAUGGAGGACGAUUCCUUGUACUCUUCUGAACUUCACGUCAGGGACAGUGUGUUCAUAUACAACUCCACGGAAAGCCCGUCGUACGAAUUCAGCGACUACGCACAGCGAGCCGUUGUAGCCACAUUGUACUUGAUCGCUUCUGUUCUGGGCAUCGCCGGCAAUUCCCUAGUGAUAUGGGCAGUGUUUUUUUCUAGGAAGCUCCGGACGACCACUAACGCCUUCGUGGUGAACCUCAGCGUGGCGGACCUGCUGACGUCGCUGGUGAUCCCCUGGGAUGCGGUGGAGCUGCUAGGAAGUGAUUAUCUGCCUGUAAACGAGUGGAUUUGCAGCGCAGUCGCUUUCAUGCAGUACACGACGGUGGGCUGCAGCACGUGCACUCUAGCGUCUGUGGGCGUGAACCGCCUUCUCCUGAUCACGCGCCCCACGACAGUCUACCAGAUCAUUGAUACACCCAGAAAGAUCGCCGUGUGGCUGGUUGCCACGUGGCUCGUACCGCUCCUAGUCGUACUCCUGCCGCCACUCCUCAACGUUGGUGGCAUCGGCUACAACCAAAAGUACCACAACUGCGGGUCCAAAUCCUCCCACCCGCGCUCAGACACCUACGAUGUUAUAAUAGCAGGAAUCUUGUAUCCCGCCCCACUCAUCGCAAUUAUCGUCUGCUAUGCUCUCAUCUGGAGGCAUUUGAAUCGCCACGCCAGGAAUAUGACCAGAGCGCUGGGGGAGCCCUGCCAAGUGACCUUAGACGAUCCUUCCUCAGACCGUGUGACUUCGGCUACAUCAGUCUCCGUGAUUCGCUCAACGUCGACUCCAAAGUAUCUUUCCAGCCGAGCGCCGACCCGACAGUGUACUGCCAUCGGCCAAUCUAGGAUGAGCCACCGUCAGUACGAAAUCACCAAGAACAUGCUUUAUGUCGUCUGUGCCUUCUUUCUGUGCCUGACGCCUUUCGCCAUUUGCCUCUUCUACGACGACAGCGACCCGUUCCUUCCUUACGCCUCUGCGAUCCUGGUCUUCAACAGUUGCAUCAACCCGCUGAUCUACGCCACCAAGCACCGUGACUUCAAGACCGUCUUUGGUUGCAUCUUACGCCGCAAGUGGGAUAACAUCCCCGAACCCUCUGAGUUUCUCAAGGCUAUGAGACGAAGAAAAUGUUGUCGUCGGAAUAUGCCGACAGAAUGACUACCACCAUUAACUUUAUUAAACGAACUUGAGGCAUCCAGUUAAAUUUGAUUUACGUUUUACAUUUGAACGCGACUUUCCUGACACGACAACAUUGGUACUCGAAUACAUCACAACUACAUGUACAAAAAUGUACAUGUAUAUACCUUUAUCGUUGUGUCAAAGCACUGAUGAUUAUAACGGCCUUGAAAGAGAUACUUUUCUUCAGUCUCACAAGUUUUGUGUACAUAUUGAACUAAUGUUACGUUCCUUAACUCUCCACAAUUACACAGUCUUUGUCGACUGUUAAGAAGAACGCACUGCAUGACAAAAAUUGUGACUGAUUACAUUUAACUUAUAGUACUUUUGUUUCAUACAAUGUGAUUGUUUCAACACUGCUUUCAGAUUCUAGGUAUCUAAUGGCUCAAAAACAUCUCUCUUGUUCUCUCCGCUGAUAAAAAUGGGGUAAACCAUAGCCUACAUGAAAGUGCAUGCUUCAUAACUUUUGACAGUUUAAUUUGCCUAUGUGCCAGCUAUUCGCUAAACGAGGUAAUAACGUGCCAGUCAUAAGCACAUCAAUCUCCAAGGCAGUGAACCCUGAGAAACGCGUUUGUUGUCAUCGUCCAUCCCCAGUCGCUUCAAUACCUACGGUACCCUAAAUUUUAAAAAGCCAAUAAUUAGCAAAGAUCACAGGGACUCAAAAUAAGGGAUGUGGGGCCAUAACAAUAUUUGCUGUAUUGUGUUUUAGUACCGGUAUACAACAAAUGUUCAGGAACACUAUAAUUUUAACAAAUACCUGUAAAAUGUUAUACCUCUCUAUGAUCCGUUUUAUUCCAAGUGUGGCGUAGGAAGGACUGUCUGUGUGAGGCCUCCAUAUGUGUACUUUAUCCCCCUCCCCCCCAAAAAAAAUAAAAAUUUAUAAGCAGUUGGCAUGUCACAUAUACUUUUUUUACCCAAACACUUUAAUAAAAUGAUUACUAGAGUUAAAUGAACCAUGACAUAAUGAUCAGUGGUACUAUAACCAAACGUUCCCCAAAUAGUUUUUAUUUUAAAUUCUUACAAAAUCUCAAACGCCCCUCUCUUAAUUAAGACUUUAUUUUGCUGGUUAAAUAGUUGGAAGCUUCUAUUGGUUUCAUGACAGAGGUCGAUCAAUGUUGGGACACAAGCUCUCAACAUUUUCAAGAUGAUGAAAUAAAAACCUUAAUCAGAUUAUAAUUUCUUUGACACACUACAUCAGCCCAAAGGGCUAAAAAGAAACGAGACGGUCAGCUUUUUCUCCACCAUGAUGUGUUCUGUUACUGUCUAGGCUACAGGAAAAAACUAGCUUACCCUCUAUUAUAAAAACACCUAGAUAACAAUAAAAGUAACCCAUGGACUUUC